Abrus precatorius (Indian licorice) is the source of this 2865-nucleotide messenger RNA. RefSeq lists its product as uncharacterized. Gene Ontology annotation, molecular function: nucleic acid binding. Gene Ontology annotation, biological process: DNA integration. The transcript is spliced from 7 exons. The record is from RefSeq and is a predicted model, not a curated record. NCBI's taxonomy places the organism in Eukaryota, Viridiplantae, Streptophyta, Magnoliopsida, Fabales, Fabaceae. Bases 1 to 2865 code for a protein of 954 amino acids.
AUGGGCAGAAAUGUUUCGGCCAUUAUCCAGCCAAGCAUUCCUCCUAAAUGCAAGGAUUCAGGGACUUUCACCAUUCCAUGCAUCAUAGGAAACAAGGAGAUCAGUCAAGCUAUGUUGGAUCUAGGAGCUUCAAUAAAUGUCAUGCCAAAAUCCAUUUACCAGUCAUUAUGCAUUGGUGAGCUCAAAUCAACAGGAGUGGUCAUCCAACUUGCCAACCGAAGCACAACACACCUAGAGGGAGUUUUAGAAGAUGUGUUGGUAAGAGUAAAUGAGCUUAUUUUUCCUGCUGAUUUCUAUGUGCUAGAUAUGGAGGAUGAUUUCCAUGCUAAUCAACCAACAUUAAUCUUAGGUAGGCCAUUUUUGAAAACUGCUAAGACUAAGAUUGAUAUGCAUUCUGGUACAUUAUCCAUGGAAUUUGGAGAUAGUAAAGUGCAUUUUAAUAUGUUUGAGGCAAUGAGAUACCCACCAGAAGAACAUUCUAUUUUUCAUAUAGACAUCAUUGAUUCAUUGGUGGAUAAUGUGCAUGAACAUCUGUUGGAUGAUUUUCCAGAAAUAAUAGGUUUUAAAAAUGAGUUUCAAUGUUCUGAUUGUGAUGGAAUUCAUCAGAAUUGUGCUGUUUGUGCUGAGAUUGAUGUUUGCUUACAUGAUUCAAAUUUUGAAAAUUCUGUUUCUAUCUCUGCUGUUCCUGUUCCUGUUCCUACUAUUUCUGCUUCUAUCUUCUCUAAAAAUUCUAUUACAGGUGCUGAAAUCAAACCAUCGGAAGCAACUCAAAAAUUAGCACCUUCUAUCCUAGAGCCACCCUCCUUGGAGUUGAAGCCCCUUCCAGAAAAUUUGAAGUAUGCAUUUCUGGCACCAAAUGAGAAGUUACCAGUCAUCAUAGCCAAGGAUUUGCUACCAGAACAAGAAGAGAAGUUGCUGAACAUCUUAAAGCAAAAUAUGAAGGCUAUAGGCUGGACAUUGGCAGACAUACCUGGUAUUAACCCCUCUACAUGCAUGCACAGAAUUCAGUUAGAGGAAGGAGUGAAACCAGUAAGGCAACCCCAGAGGCGGUUGUACCCUUUAAUUUUGGAUGUAGUCAAGAAAGAAGUCAGCAAGCUUCUAGCUACUAGAAUAAUUUAUCCGAUUUCAGAUAGCAAGUGGGUGAGCCCAAUACAAUUGGUUCUGAAGAAAAGUGGAAUAACAGUGGUGAAGAACUCAAAGGAGGAGCUGGUCAAUCGCACUAUUGCUUCCUUGAUGGGUUUUCUGGCUAUUUCCAGAUUCAUAUUGCACCAGAGGAUCAAGAAAAGACCACCUUUACUUGUCCAUUCGGCACUUUUGCAUACCGGAGGAUGCCCUUUGGUUUAUGGAACGCCCCAGGGUGUAGUCUUGGGACAUGUCAUUUCUAGUGAGGGCAUUCUUGUUGAUACGGCUAAGAUCGAUAUUAUUGCCUCUUUACCUUACCCCAUAUGUGUGCAGGAAGUGCGUUCUUUUCUUGGACAUACAGGUUUUUACAGGAGAUUCAUCCAAGACUUCAGCAAGAUUGCUCUUUCGUUGUCCAAGCUACUACAAAAAGAAAUAGACUUCCAGUUUGAUGAUGAUUGUAGGAGAGCUUUUGACAAGUUGAAGCAGCAUCUGGUUUUUGCUCCUGUGCUUCAGCCGCUUAAUUGGGAGUACCCGUUCGAGCUUAUGUGUGAUGCAUCAAACCUUGCAGUAGGCGCUAUUCUUUCACAGAGGGUUGGGAAGGUUCCUCACAUCAUAGCAUAUGCUUCCCGAACCUUAGACUCUACACAAGCAAAUUACACCACCACUGAGAAGGAGCUUUUGACUAUCAUUUUUGCUUUAGAUAAAUUUCGUACUUAUCUAUUAGGAACUAAAGUGACAGUCUUUUCUGAUCAUGCUGCACUAAAGUUCUUAUUAAAGAAACCAGAUGCAAAGCCCAUACUCAUCAGAUGGAUGUUGCUUUUGCAAGAAUUUGAUAUUGAGAUCAAAGAUAAGAGUGGAGCCGAGAACUUGGUAGCAGACCACCUGAGUCAGAUCCCACAAACUUUAGAGCCUCUCCCAUCCCACCAAAUAGAGAAACUUAAGAGUGAGGCUAAGUAUUAUGUUUGGGAUGAUCCUUAUUUAUGGCGUAUGUGUAGUGACCAGGUCAUUAGGCGUUGUGUGCAUGAGCUAGAGAUACCAUCUAUUUUGCAGUUUUGUCAUACUCUUGCAUAUGAGGGUCACUUUGGGCCACAGCGCACUGCUAGGAAGGUCUUAGAUUCUGGUUUUUACUGGCCCACAUUGUUUCGUGAUGCUUACACAUUUUGUAAAAGUUGUGCACAAUGUCAGAAAAUAGGUAGUAUUUCUCGUAGGAAUGAGAUGCCUCAACAACCCUUAUUGUUUUGUUUGGAGUGCCCUAUCAUCAGUGAUCAAGGUAGCCACUUUUGUAACAGGAACAUGGAAGCCCUACUGAAGAAAUAUGGUGUCACUCACAAGGUCUCAACUCCAUACCAUCCACAGAUCAAUGGACAAGCAGAGACUGGAACACACAGGAAGCUCCAGCUUCAAGAGUUGGAAGAGAUUCGAAUGGAAGCUUAUGAGAACUCCCACCUAUACAAAGAGAAGACUAAAUUCAUCCAUGACAAGAUGUUGUUACGAAAGGAGUUCUCUAUUGGCCAGAAAGUGCUUCUUUACAAUUCUCGCCUCAAACUUUUUUCUGGUAAGCUUUGUUAUAGGUGGCUAGGUCCUUAUAUUGUGACAAAGAUUUUUCCUUAUGGUGCAGUACGGAUUUUAGAGCCCACCACAAACAAAGCUUUCAUAGUGAAUGGCCAUCGCUUAAAGCCAUUUCAUGAGGACAUACCAUUGGAAAUAGAAGAGGUUCGCUUAUUGGCGGCCACAUACACUUGA